GUGCGCUUCACACAGCUAGCCGAGAAGGUUCCGCUGGAUAAUGUUUACUGUUUAAUUUUCCCUGCACGCGCAACGAGACGGGUUUUUCACAGCGACUCACGGCGAAUCGGCCAAUCGGCACGCCGUGUUGCGAAGGAACAAGCAUUUCCUAUCGCUGGACAAACCAGCUGGCUCCGUCUACGAGUGUUUGUGGUUGGAAAACACAGCCGCACUGCGGAAUGCAAAGAAGUUGGGUUAAGGAUUAGGGGAGUUGUGUGUGUUUAUGCCUGUGCUGAAUUCGAAAAGUGAAGGUGGAAACCGCAAUCCGUGCUCCGGCAAACAGUGUAAGGGCCAAGCGAAUCGUUAAUUGGAAGCCCUUAGUGAGUGUGUGCAGCACUAGGCAGUUCGUUCGUUCCACACACAUACACGAAACAGUCUGCACCGCCUGCUACAAUAAACGUGCAAAGGCGGUGAAUUUGUGAAUUGCAAGCGAAAAAAAAGAGAAUUGUGUUGAGUGCUUGAGUGCGGGAAACCACGUCGCUACUUGGUGCAGUCCUCUCUCUCCGUCCCUUGCCCUUGUGUGACAAAAAAUUGCGUGAAGUGUGAAUUCAAAAUUCCUCCAGCAGCAGCAGCAUGUCGCCCGCAUUCCUGGCGGUUAUCGCCGUCAUACUCUGCAUACUGUUCCGGAUACUGAACGUCAGCAGCACGCCACAGAUCCCCAGCAUCGUCUGCAAAGAUGGCCAGUUCAUGGAGUGCUUCAACAAGAUUGCCCCGAUGCUACGGGAACCGUACAUUCCGACCCGGCUGUGGGGCUUUAGCGGACACAUCCAGACUAUAAUUCACAGUAUCGUGGGGCGCGUCAAAUGUCCGUGGCCGCUGGGCGAACGGGUCUACCUAGCGCUGACGGACGGGUCCACGCUAACGUACGAUCUUUACCAGCCGCUAAUUACGACGGUUGAAGACGACAUUACCGUGGCCAUCUGUCCGGGCAUUGGCAACUCGUCCGAGUCGGUGUACAUCCGCACGUUCGUGCACUACGCCCAGUGCCACGGGUACCGGUGUGCGGUGCUGAAUCAUAUCGGCGUCCUCGACAGCGUGCAGGUGACAUCGAGCCGAAUCUUCACCUACGGCCACACGGACGACUACUCGGCGAUGAUAAACAGCCUGCUGAAGAAGUACCCGACGACGAACAUCGUCUCGGUUGGCUUUUCGCUCGGCGGCAACCUCAUCUCCAAGUAUCUCGGCGAGGCGAAGCGGCCGGCCAACAUCAUCGGUGGCGUCUCGAUCUGCCAGGGCUACAAUGCGGUGGUUGCCACCCAGUGGCUGCUGAAGUGGCAAAACUUCCACCGGUUCUACCUGUACGUGCUGACGGAGAACGUGAAGAGCAUCAUCAUGAAGCACCGGCACGUACUGCUGUCGGACGACAUCAAGCAGCGGUAUCAGCUGAACGAGCGCGACAUUGCCGCGGCCGCCACGCUGCCCGAGCUGGACGAGGCGUACACGCGCCGGGUGCACCAGUUCCCGACGGUGAAGGACAUGUACAGCUGGAGCUCGUCGCUCAACUAUCUCGCCAACAUCCAGCGCCCGAUGGUGUUUGUGAACGCGCGGGACGAUCCGCUCGUGCCGGACAAUUUGCUCGAACCGGUCAAACAGUUUGCCUCUGCCCACAACCAAACGAUGUACGUCGAGCUGGCGAACGGUGGCCAUCUCGGCUUCUACGAGGGUGGGCUGGUCUACCCGAACCCGGUCACCUGGCUCGACCGGGCGGUCGUGUCACUGAUCGGCGGUAUCGUGAUGUCGCACAACGAUUUGCUGGUGGCGAAGCGGACGGCCUCCUCCUCGAUGGUGAUUUAAGAUUCGCUAGCACCAUUCCCUUCGUUCGGUGCCGGUGCCGGCGGCCCAGCCCAGCUGCUCGACUACGGUAGGGCCCGGUGGGGGCUGCUGUUUGCCGUCCUGCCCUCAGCUGCCCCGUCGGUGCGCGGUGUCAUUGUGGCCGUGCUGAAGCUGCUCCUCUCGCUGUUCGUCUCGAAGCCGCGGGUCGAAUUUACAGCCGAUACACCGACGUAAAACCCGCGAACGAGCAAACAUCAGAGAGAACGGGGCGUCUAAUGAGCGUACGGCGGGGCCAACUGGUGCAUGCCGGGUGGUAUACACGAAUGGGAAUGGUCGAACGAAUGGAUACAAAUGACGGCAAAAAUGGCUUCUGAAGCAAUAGGAAGCACAGAGCACAAAUUAUUAUACCUACUAAACCAACCAACCCUUUAAAGCAGCAUCAUAUCCCGCGUGGUGUGGUUGGGAAUGGAAUUGAGAGGGCGGUGCCUGUGUGUGGGUGUGUGUGUGUAUGAAUGCAUUAACUUCAACAACACUAGCAGUAUAUCCAGCGCGCAUUAACGUUACAGCAGGAGGAAGGAGCGCUCUUGUGUUCUGCUGGCGCUGGCACACGUCCACGUCCCGGUUUUCGAAUAUAUAUACACUAUAUACUAUACUGCGCAUAUUUCCUUUAACCGCCCUAGGGUAUAACUAGCUAAGAUAAGUACCACUCCACAUCUCGUAGAACUUAUACCACCCCCCAUGUACUCUCUCUCUCCAGGGUGUGUUCUGUUUGCUUAAUUUUCUUGAUCCCCCUACAUCUUACACGUGCUUUUUUUUUUCUUUACCCAUCCAUCGUGGAUGUCAAUAUCGCGCUAAUGCUAAAAUAUCGCUAGAUGAAACACGUGCACACGUGCACACUCCUCUACGUUUCAAUCGCGACAUACAGAUCGAUGCUGCAAACGUGUGUUCUGCUGCGAGUAUUAACGCUAAAUAUUUUUUAACGCAAAAGUGCAGAGAAAGAGAGGCUCACUACUCUGCGCGUGUGUGUGUGUAUGUGUGUUCUCGUAUUUAAUCGAUGUGUGUACUCCUCAUAAUUGCGCACCCAAUACGCGCACACUUUGCGCAGCAUGGUAUGGGGUGGUGCAUACGCCAAGAGACACGGGACACGGGACACGGGACGAUAUGAUGAUAAAUCAUGAACAAGUGUAACAACGUUUGGCUUAAACGUUUUCGGAAUUCCGAAGCAAAAG
Anopheles merus is the source of this 3041-nucleotide messenger RNA. RefSeq names its product abhydrolase domain-containing protein 2 (gene Hydr2). Gene Ontology annotation, biological process: steroid hormone receptor signaling pathway; sperm capacitation; medium-chain fatty acid biosynthetic process. Lineage: Eukaryota; Metazoa; Arthropoda; Insecta; Diptera; Culicidae. The coding region runs from base 613 to 1833 and encodes 406 amino acids. Gene Ontology annotation, cellular component: sperm plasma membrane; sperm flagellum. Gene Ontology annotation, molecular function: monoacylglycerol lipase activity; acetylesterase activity. The record is from RefSeq and is a predicted model, not a curated record. The transcript is spliced from 6 exons.